Messenger RNA from Porites evermanni, 910 nucleotides. The record is from the annotation of a GenBank genome assembly. NCBI's taxonomy places the organism in Eukaryota, Metazoa, Cnidaria, Anthozoa, Scleractinia, Poritidae.
AAAACUGUCCAAGAACUGUUCUGCGAGGCUGAAUUUGUCAGAGGUGUAGAGAGCGAGCUUAUAUUCCUUUCAGCUCUAAAUAUUUUUCUUUCCGUCACUGCAUUUCUGGGGAACACUCUAAUCCUAGUUGCUCUGCACAAGGAAACUUCACUUCAUCCGCCGUCCAAACUCCUGUAUCGUAACCUAGCGAUAACUGAUCUCUGUGUUGGUAUCAUUGUGGAGCCUUUGUUUGUGAGUUAUUGGACAUCUGUUGUGAAGGAAAGAUGGGAUAUUUGCUAUUACGCAGAGUUAGCAGCAAGUUUCUCAGGUUUAACUUUGUGUGUAGUGUCUUUAUUAACAUUGACUGCAAUAAGCGUGGACAGACUUCUCGCCUUGUUGCUGGGGCUCAGAUACAGACAAGUUGUAACUUAUAGAAGAACAUGUAUGACUGUGACUGGUUUUUGGAUUUUGUCCAUCGUCGGUGCAUCUACUCUCUUUUGGAAUCGUCUUAAAACUUCCUGGUUUCAAUACAAAGUUGCAGCUUUGUGUCUAGUCACCACAAUUAACCGUCGCUUACACUAAAGUUUUCUGUACUCUGCGUCAUAACCAAAUUCAUGUUCAGAACCAUGUUGCUCAAGGACAAACGAGCCAAGCAAUUCCCGCACUGAACAUAGCUCGAUACCGAAAGGUAGUGUACAGUGCACUGUGGGUGCAGGGAACAUUGGUUAUUUGUUAUCUGCCGUAUGUUACAGUAGUAGCUUUGCAACCUCAGAGAGUGACGUCUUUAUCCAUUUACCAUGCUCAGCAAUUUACGACUACUUUAGUGUAUUUGAACUCAUCAUUAAACCCGUUUUUGUACUGUUGGAAGAUCAGAGAAGUGAGGCAAGCUGUAAAAGUAACAUUAAGGCAACUUUUCUGUCGAUCGAGUUAG